AUGCUUGUUCUCCCAGGAACAUCGGCUCUUUCGCCAUUUAAAACGAAGGCACUUUUGAAGAGCGUCCAACAACAUGUUCCUGAAAUACAGGCAAUCAUUGCGAUAUUUGUUCAUUUUAUCCAGCCAAGGAAUGAAUCAUCUCAAUUGCUUUUAUCCGAUGUAACGUCUAAUGAACGCAACAUUCUCGAUAAUUUACUCAAAUAUGGAUCAAAAUCGAAUACAAGUUCUGGGGCGUUCUCUCAAAUUUUCGACAAUUUAAGCGAUAUAGGGAGUUUAGAAUCAAAUAAACUCGUGUUAAUAGUUCCGCGUCCUGGGACAAUAUCUCCAUGGAGUUCCAAAGCAACUAAUAUUGCUCACGUGUGUAAUCUAGAACCACACGUAGAACGCAUUGAGCGUGGAACAGCAUAUCUAUUUGAGAUGGCUGCGACAACCUCAUCUUCUUUAUUUCAACAGAAAUUUCCCCUAUUCUCGCAUCUGCUCUAUGACAGAAUGACUCAAAUACCUCUCUUUGACGUUCCAGACAAAGAGAUCCUGUUCAGACAUGGGAUCCCAGCGCCAUUGAAAACUGUUCCUUUAUUCAUCGGUAACGAAGAGAACGUGGACAUUCUGUCAGCCAAAGAAAAGUUAGCCAAGGGUAACAAAGAAUUAGGACUUGCACUGGCUGAUGACGAAAUAGACUAUUUAGUGGCUGCGUUCGUUAAUGACAGUGAGCUAAGAAGAAAUCCAACUGAUGUGGAAUUGUUCAUGUUUGCACAGGUCAACUCGGAGCAUUGUCGUCACAAAAUAUUUGGAGCAGAAUGGAUCAUUGAUGGAAUAGAAAAAAAGUCAUCCUUGUUCGAUAUGAUAAAAAAUACUCACAAGUUACACCCACAGAGAACGAUCUCGGCGUAUUCUGACAACGCAGCCGUAGUGCAGGGGUUUAAGGCAACACUAUUCACGCCCGACAAUUCUUCUAACUGGACUUAUACGCUUAUGCCAGAAGAUGUCCAUAUCGUGAUGAAGGUUGAAACCCACAAUCACCCAACAGCAGUCUCGCCAUUUCCAGGUGCGGCCACUGGAUCAGGAGGAGAAAUUAGAGAUGAGGGAUCCGUUGGACAGGGAUCAAAACCUAAAGCAGGACUAUGUGGAUUCAGCGUGAGCAACUUGUUGAUACCCGGACAUACUCGACCAUGGGAGACUGAUUUUGGAAAGCCUGCACAUGUUGCGUCUGCGUUGGACAUUAUGAUAGAUGGGCCGAUUGGAAGUGCAGCGUUUAAUAACGAAUUUGGGAGGCCAGCUAUAGUUGGAUAUUUCCGGAGUUAUGCAGAAAAUGUAAGCAAACUGAGUGUCGGAAAGGGGGAAACGAGCAAUAACGUGAGUAACGUGGAUGCUGAUAAUGAUAAAAAAGUCAUCAGAGGAUAUCAUAAACCGAUAAUGAUUGCUGGAGGAGUGGGUACUAUUCGACCCAUGCACGUAUACAAAAAAUCCAUUUCUCCUGGUGCACAUAUUUAUGUCAUCGGCGGACCAUCCAUGUUAAUCGGUCUUGGAGGCGGGGCCGCGUCAUCAAUGGCAAGCGGAGCUAGCUCUGUGCACCUAGAUUUUGCAUCUGUGCAGCGAGAUAACGCAGAAAUGCAGCGGAGAUGUCAACAAGUAAUUGAUACUUGCACUGCACUAGGUGAUAACAAUCCCAUUCAGUCCAUUCAUGAUGUAGGAGCAGGUGGAUUAUCCAACGCAAUACCCGAGUUGGUUCAUGAUAGUAAAUUAGGAUGCCGCAUUAGAUUACGUGAUAUCCCCAAUGAUGAUUCGGGUAUGUCCCCGAUGGAGAUAUGGUGCAACGAGUCACAGGAGAGAUACGUCGUUGCAGUCUCUGACGAAUAUGUUGCGUUGUUUGCGAAUAUAUGUAAGAGAGAAAGAUGUUUGUAUGCUGAUAUUGGAGUGGCUACGGAAGAACGAAAACUGGUCUUGGUAGAUUCAUUGUUGAAUAAUACUCCAAUUGAUUUGUCGAUGGACGUACUGUUCGGUAACCCGCCUAGAAUGACAAGGAAUACUAGCAUGAUUAAGCCAUCAUACGUUGAAUUUGACACGUCGCUGAGAACGUAUUUGGUUGGUCUUACUGAUACGCAACUGAUUCUUGACGAUGUUGUUGACCGUUUAUUGAGAUUGCCUACAGUUGGAUCUAAAGCUUUCUUAAUCACCAUUGGAGAUCGUAGUGUGACUGGGUUAGUAGUGCGUGAUCAAAUGGUAGGACCAUGGCAGGUACCAGUGUCAGAUGUGGCCGUGACAAAGUCAUCAUAUGGAAUGGAUGUAAUUACAGGCGAAGCAAUGUCAAUGGGCGAACGUAGUCCAAUUGCAUUAAUAUCUCCGGCUGCAUCCGCACGUAUGGCAGUCGGUGAAGCCAUUACCAAUAUUGCAGCAGCGAAGAUAAGCGAGAUAUCUCAUAUAAAAUUGAGUGCUAAUUGGAUGUGUGCAGCUAAUCAUGAUGGAGAGGGUGCUGGAUUGUAUGCAGCAGUAGAGGCAAUCGGAAUGGGGUUGUGUCCUGAUUUGGGGAUUAGUAUACCUGUCGGAAAGGAUUCCAUGUCGAUGAAGAUGAGAUGGGUUGAUAACGCUAAUGUUCCUAGUCAGAGUACUGUCGUCGAGGUGGUCGCUCCGUUGAGUUUAAAUAUUACAGCCGUUGCUCCAGUUAUUGACAUUCACAAGACAUUGACCCCCCAACUUAGAUCCAUUGAUAAUACUCUGUUGGUGUUAUUAGAUAUCGCGUGUGGUAGACAGCGGAUGGGUGGAUCUGUUAUUGCUCAAGUGUAUAAUCAAAUUGGCAACGAGGCUCCAGAUGUGGACGAGCCGCGCGUGCUGAAAUCGGCAUUCAACGGUAUACAGAUGCUGCGCGAUCAGACACAGACUCAUACAAACAAUAUAAUUCUCGCGUCUCAUGAUAGAUCAGAUGGCGGAUUAUUUACUACUAUUGUCGAAAUGGCGUUUGCUGGCCAUGUUGGUGUCAACGUAGAUAUCCAAUCAAUAACAUACAAUGGAGAUAUAAUCAGGGCUUUAUUCAACGAGGAGUUGGGCAUUGUAAUACAGAUAAGAGAGAAUGACUGGGGUAAAGUAGUCGAUAAUUUGACAAAGAAUGGAUAUCCUAAAGAGCAUAUACAUCGCAUCGGAAGUGUCAAUGUCACUACGCAGAAUAUCACAUUCGCAAAUAGAGAUGUUGUAUUAUACACAUCUUCCAGAGCCCAAUUACAGCGCAUAUGGGCAGAAACAUCUUUUCUGAUGCAAGCCAUUAGAGACAAUGCCCAAUGCGCUCAGGAAGAAUACGAUUCCCUUCUCGAUAACGAUAAUCCAGGCAUUCAAUAUCAUCUAACAUUUGAUCCUAAAGACGACAUUACCCUCCCACUUAUCGUAUCACCCUCCUCGCGUAAACCACAAGUAGCAAUUCUCAGGGAACAGGGUGUGAAUGGUCAUUUGGAGAUGGCACAUGCAUUUUACGUAUCGGGCUUUACGGCAGUGGAUGUCCAUAUGUCAGACAUUCUCAAUGGAAAAGUAUCUUUGAAUGACUUCCACGGCAUAGCUGCAUGUGGUGGCUUCUCGUACGGAGACGUAUUAGGUGCCGGAAGUGGUUGGGCUAAAAGUAUUCUAUUACAUUCGAAUGCGCGGAACGAGUUUUCUAAAUUCUUUAGUAGAGAUGAUACGUUUGGAUUAGGAGUAUGUAACGGAUGUCAGUUUAUGAGCCAACUAAAAGAAUUGAUACCUGGUGCAGAAGAUUGGCCCGAAUUUAAGAGGAAUAAGAGUGAGCAAUAUGAAGCAAGAUUUACAAUGGUCGAAAUAUGUUCGCCAGAGACGAAGGCUUCGAACACUAGCACUAGUAAGAGUACACAAACACUACCAUCUAUAUUCUUUGCUGGAAUGUAUUCCUCCCGUCUCCCAAUUUCAGUCGCACAUGGUGAAGGAAGAGCAGAAUUCUCUUCACCCGCCCAACUUGACCGUCUUCGUUCUAACAAUCUCAUCUCCCUACAUUUUGUCGACAAUUACGGAAAUCCAACCGAGCAAUAUCCAUUCAAUCCUAAUGGGAGUCCACACGGAAUUACUGGCGUUCAGACGCCAAAUGGAAGAUUCCUUGCAAUGAUGCCUCAUCCAGAGAGAGUACUGAUGAAGGAAAAUAAUUCAUGGUAUCCGCGUGAUGUGAAUUGGGAUGAAUUUGGGCCCUGGGUGAGAAUGUUUAGAAAUGCGAGAGUUUGGGUUGGAUAG
This is a messenger RNA of Paraglomus brasilianum, 4218 nucleotides long. Lineage: Eukaryota; Fungi; Glomeromycota; Glomeromycetes; Paraglomerales; Paraglomeraceae. The record is from the annotation of a GenBank genome assembly.